GAUCUGUACCGAGUGCCAUGCUCUUGUUUGCCAACCCCCCCUCCUACUCUGCCCUUCAGCAUCCCAACGCCAGCUCAGCAAACCAAUUUGCUCUGGCUCUCACACCUCUGGGCUGCGAACUACACCAACCUUACGAUGGCUGUGGCAGCGCCAUCAUCCAAGUCUGCCUUCACGGUAGUCCGCGCACCUCCUCGUUCGCGCGUCCUUCCGCCUUCUGGCAGCUCUUCCAUUGCGGCCAACGGCUCGCACAUCCACCUGUCGGGUCACAGCCACAGCAGUGCCCACGCAAGCUCCAGCAAGGAUGCCAUGGAUGUCGAUUACGACGAGGAUGAGCAAGCAGCUUUGCGCGGCUACAUGGACGGGGAAGGAGGUUCGACUGCAGAAAAUUUCAAGGUGGCCACGGCUGGAGAGGCUAUCGCUUCGGCUUCCUCUCUCAUGCGUGGACAUGGCGCCUACUUGUCCAGCGUCGAGGGAGAUGAGGGCUCAGCUGCUUCGAUCGUCUCGAGCUUGUGCGGAACGGUGACGAGGACGAACAGGCUGAUCAGCGUCAGCCCGGUCAGAUGUCGAUACGCGCCGGAAGUGGGCGAUCUGGUCGUGGGACGCAUCACCGAGGUAUCGGCAGGUCAGAGGAGGUGGAAAGUCGACAUUGCAAGUAGGCAAGAUGCUGUGCUCUCCCUCUCCUCUGUCAACUUGCCUGGAGGCGUACAAAGACGAAAAUUGGAGUCAGACGAGCUGCAAAUGCGAGUCUUUUUCCAGGAAAAGGAUCUGCUGGUUGCGGAGGUGCAGACGGCUUUUCAGGAUGGAGCGGUAGCUCUGCACACUCGAAGCCUGCGUUACGGCAAACUUCGGAAUGGGCAAUUGGCGAUCGUGCAGCCUGUCCUUAUACGUCGCCUGAAGAGUCACUUCGUUCAUCUCAAGAGGGACGACUCGGUCGAUCUGGAUCUUACGAUUGGACUGAACGGAUUCAUCUGGGUGUCUAAGCAUUCGGACUAUGAUGCCACCAAAGCUGAGCAAGAGCAGGGAUCUGCCAGCAUGAGUACAGGCCUGGCUGGAAGCGGCGUAGGAAGGGACAUUGACGGCGUGUACAGCGACGUCAAUGAGAGCAUUCCACCUCACACCAUGCAGGCGAUCUCGAGGAUGUGCUACAUUCUGGCGUUGCUGUCAAAUGCGCACAUACCCAUCUCCGAUGCCAGCGUCGGUAGAGCAUUCGACGUCAGCGUGGAACUCGCUCCCGUGCAGGGAGGUGGCUUGACGGAACUCAUAUGUGCUCAGAUCAGGCAGGAAGCUCUGAAGGCCAUUGCUAGGUAGGUCUGCAAGGUGCAAUGCCAAUCUUUGUCCAUUCGUGUUGGGACUCUUGGCUUUUUUGCAGUAGUGCGUGUAGUGGAAGGAUCGACCAGCAUGUACACGCGCUAGAAAUGAGGGCUGCUACAAGACUGCUUUCACUGCGGCUUGAGCCUCGAGGGAACCAAGACCUCCCGGUAAUCCGCUCAUCAUCCCACCCCGUCACGUGCGCGCAGUGCUCAGCCCUUAGUCAUUCACAUUCUUGAUUGAGCUUGCUUGUUGAAAGUGC
Ceraceosorus guamensis is the source of this 1570-nucleotide messenger RNA. RefSeq lists its product as hypothetical. Gene Ontology annotation, biological process: poly(A)-dependent snoRNA 3'-end processing; U4 snRNA 3'-end processing; exonucleolytic trimming to generate mature 3'-end of 5.8S rRNA from tricistronic rRNA transcript (SSU-rRNA, 5.8S rRNA, LSU-rRNA). Gene Ontology annotation, cellular component: cytoplasmic exosome (RNase complex); nuclear exosome (RNase complex). Gene Ontology annotation, molecular function: RNA binding. The record is from RefSeq and is a predicted model, not a curated record. The transcript has 2 exons. Lineage: Eukaryota; Fungi; Basidiomycota; Exobasidiomycetes; Ceraceosorales; Ceraceosoraceae. Bases 136 to 1308 code for a protein of 390 amino acids.